AUUGUGCGAGUUUGUGAAUGAUAUGUGAAAUUAUCGAAGAGACGGCAGUAAAAAAGACAGCUAGCAUUCUUUGUGUUAAUUUUGCUCACAGAGAUUGCUCAAGAUGGCUGUUACAUUAGAUAAGAUACAGAAAAUAUCUUGUACAUUAGAUAAACUGAGAAAGAAUUUACAGUGUGUAAUAUGCUUGGAGCUGCUUAAGGAUCCAGUGCAGACACGAUGUCGUCAUUCCUUUUGUCAAGACUGUGUAAGCACCCUUCUCCAGAAGUCACGUCAUCCACAGUGUCCUUUAUGUAAUACUGCUCUUGGGCGUCGUGGUAUCAGUGAGGACCCAAAGAAAGCUGCUCUAGUGGACAUCUGUCAGCGUCUUACCAUUGCUGUGCAGCUUGAUCUUGGCAUUGAUGUGGAAUCGUACAUAGCUGCCAAUUCCAGUUCACAUGAGGCUUUUAUAGAUUCACCAAGGCACAAAAAGUUUGGUUUAUCAGACAGUAACAAGGAAAAUAACAACCUAAAUGAUUUUCUCAAAUUGGGAACGGAGCCAAGUAGCCAUAAAACUUCUACAGUGCAAAGCUCAGUGUCUGCCAGCAAAGUAAAUGGGAAUGUAGCUUCCAAAAGUAACAGCUGGUCUAAGGUGAAAGAAAACAUUAUUAACAGUGAUACAUCAGGCCAAGCAGAAGCUGGACAGGAUGGUCGAAACACAUGGAAAAAUUCUCCCUGUGAUCAACCCUCAUCUUCAAGAUCGAACAACAAAGUCUACAAGAAUAAAAAGGAAAAUUCAAAAAAGCUGGAUAAUUUUUUAUUGCCUGCCCCAGUUGACAGACCUAAGGGACAGGAUACUGGCCAUCUAGGCAGAAACAGAUUAUCUAUGACACGUGGAUUCCAGAGUGGAGGAAGUGAUGAUAAAUGCUUUAGCAGUGCUGUAGUAGAACAGACAUCCAGUGAGGCUGCUACUGCUGGACAAAGCUCUGGUGGAACCAGUGAGAAAUAUUGUAAGAGCUAUAAGGGACCAAAGACAGCAAACAGUAAGGCGGUACCUGGCUCUCUGGUGACAAUAGACCGUGUGUCAUCCUCUACGAAAGUUGAAAAAUGGCUGGAAAAGAAUAUUUGUGAAGCUGCAUUAGAAGAGUCAUUGCAUCCACCUACACCUCCAACAAGAUCACGUUCAUCAUCUACCUCUUCAUUUUCAUCAAAUGAUGAUUUGCCCUUGCUGUCAGUGUCUCAAAGACCAGAAGGAGGUGGUAUUUUUCCACAGACCUCUCGUGAAAUGUAUAAUACAAACAGUCCUGCCGAUCCAUAUGAGUUUGUAUCCAGUCAAGAUGUUAGAAAACCAGUAAAACAUAGGAAACCUGGGACUAAACCAAUAGGAGAUGAAACACUUUCACAAUUACUGCCUCCCCCGUCAAGUAACCCUAUUUCUCAGGAUAUGUCUGAUAUUUGUAAUUUAACAGUGAAUAACACCUUUGAUCGUCUGCUGCUUAGUAGGAAGGAAAUUCAGAAACAUAAACAGCCUCCACAGAAAAAAAAUUCAGAGAAAGAGUGUACUCUAUUUACUUCUCCUCCUUCAGACAAUGAUGAUGACAACCAACAGUCUGACUACCAGUCUUUCAUGGCCACAACUACAGCUGUCACCACAUUUGCAACUGUUGUCACAACUACAACCACUGCUAUCAGUGCUGCAUGCACUACCUUUGCCAAUUCACCAUGCAGAUCAGACACUGAGUCACAGCACUUCAAACCUCAUGUGUCAUCAACUCAAGCAGGCAAUGACGCCUCUGCAAGUGACAACAGCAUGAAGACUGUGCUCCAUGUACAGCUGCCCCAGAAAUCCAGGGAAUCAGAGGCCAACAAUGAUAAGACAGUUAGAGAUUCACAGCUCCUUUGUCAAUCAAGAAGUGAGUUGCAAAAUGGUAACGAUCCGGCAUCGUCACAGCACAAUUCAUCACAGACUGUGAAUGACAAAGAGAUCACCUCACCAUCAUCAGAAAAUGACCCUUAUGAUCGAAAGACGGUGCUGUUUCCACGAAUUCCGCCUGUGCUGCGCACGCCAGAUAGUCGAAGUUCACGCCUAGCAGCUCAAGCACCCGACACGCCAUCAUCUGCAGAGCCAUUCACACAUUUUGAAAGUCCAGUUCAGGAUACCUCAGCUCUUGAGAGACUGAUUCAGGGUAGUGAUUUAGAAUCCAUUCCUGAUGGAACUAUAGUACUUGAUUCACAGAGAAAUUUAGGAAAUUUUUAUGGACUGAAUCAGUCCAACACGAGAAUGGAACCAGUGGAGGCUGUAACAACAAAUGAAGACGUUGUUCGUCCUUACACUGCACGUUUUCCACCUCAGUUAACACCAGAAGAGCCUUCUAAAGCUUCAGAACUUCAUCGUUCAACCCAGUGUUUGACGUCGAUGCAAUCUUUGGCUCCAGUGCUUGCAGCUCCAGUGGCUCCCACCGCAGUUUCAGACUCUGCUCCACAGCCAACCUCCAUUGUAUCUCCAACAUCAACCAUAGGAAAACAAGUCUCUGCAAUCAGUUCUGUUACAGCUAAAGAAAAUAAGGGUAAAUUUGGAAAAAUUGACCGUGAUUUGGAAAAUGUAGAUUCAAGACUAGGGCGUGAUGAAGCUGUAUCCGGUAAAUUGUCUCCUGCUGCAGCUGUUCCUUCUAGUUUGCAACUAGGAAACACAGGCAAAGUAGCACCAGUUUCUCUUGCAAUGGAUGUAUGGAUUGGUUUAAAUAACAAUGGAACUAUGCCACCAAAAAAACCAUGUGUCACAUUCACCCUAGACACGGAAAGUAACUCAUGUUGGUCUAAACCCGUCAGUUUGCAAGGGCAUGUGGAUGUAAGUUCAGCAGAGGCAAGUGGACGUCGCCGAAUUUCCAUUGCUCUUACUUUGGACUUUGAAGGAUCUGAGGCUCCACAGACAAGCCUAGAAGCCAACUCUGAGGAAAUUUCUGUUGAUGUUCCUAUGAGGUUGAAACCAACACCUACACAAGAAGGUCUAACACGGAACACCCACGAUGCUCAAUUGAACUACGGUGGGUGCAGGUUGUCAACACUGGCCGCUACACAGGUGCAGCAUUUGCCAUCUACCCGUGAGGAGAAGACCAGUUGGGCCCCUUCUGAGAAAAGUCAAACGCAGAGCCAGCAUAGCCAGUGUUUGAGUCAGCCACCUUCUAAAAUGAAAGUGGAUGACUCAGCUGCCAAGCCAAGUGUCAAAUACGUUCACAGUGAUAAUCCAAAAGUGUCAGAUACACUGGACAGAACCCCAAUGCAAACUCAGAGCCAGAGAAACACUCCAUCUGCAUCAGUUACCAUAGACAGACCUCUCACACAAAUGCAAAAUAAUUCUUCUCAGGCUAGCUUUUCAAAAAAGACCAGUCAGGAGAAAUCUGCUGUUCAGACAAAACAUUUGAAAGGUAACUCCCCCUCUGGUGAAACAUAUCCCAAGAACAGCAAUACUUUACAAAGUAAUUUGUCCAGGACCCCACAAGCUGUCGUUGACAGUGAAGGAGUUUGCUCUCAGUUCCAACAGAGUGACUCAGCAGAUAAACAAGGGGUGUCUGUCAGGGAGUCCCAAUCACAAAAAUCAGGUGAGAUGGCAUUGGUAGUAUCUGGCUGCAGACAAAAACUAUCAACGUCUCCUUCAGUACGUGGCACAGAGGGCUCAAUCAGUAGGUCCAGCUCACAGAAAUCAUGUGCGGUGGCAUUGCCAGCAUCUGGUAAUACACUAAGACUGUCAGCAUCUCCUGCAGUGCGUGACACUGUUGGUACUCCUGUGACGAAAGAGUUAAUGACUACAGAGAAUGGGAAUUAUUUUCCAUCUUCUCUUCCACAAGGUGAUGUUAGUAGUCAUGAUACACUACGUGAAAAUGGUGUAGUAGGAACCCAAAAUGGAAUCAAUGCAGAAGACAAAUAUGCACCAAGUGCUACACUCUUCAGUUCUGAUGAGGCUGCUGAGGAAGACUAUGGACUGGGAAACAGUCAGUCACAAUGCAGGAAGAGAAAAGCACCUGAAACUACACCAUCAUCAAGCAACAAGAAAACCAGAAGAAGAAGUAAUACUGAGUUGGAUUCUGAACCUAUUGAUUCAGAAGAGCUUAUGUGUCGAGUAAUGGAUGCUGUUGAUAGAGAACUUGGAUUACCUCCCAGAAAAGGGGAAUCCAAGCAAGAGACCCAGAAAUCUAAGCCAUCUACACUGGAAAUAACACCUGGUACGCAGUUGUGCUCCCAGGAAAGAUUAAAUAUGCAGUAUAAAUUUGAUGCCAAAAAUUGUGGGCCACCAUCAUAUCAGCAGACUCCACCACCACCAUCAUUGAGUGUCGCAGUGUUGGAAAGUGAUGAUGAUGACGACGAUGUAGUAGAGGCUACUCCAAGAGAUGUCUCUGCCCACAGCAUCAACUCCAGUAAGCACACAACUGUGCACAAAACACCUCAGAAACCAACAGCAUUAGUCCCAGGGCAAAAAACAAUAGCUGCUAGAAAAUCUACUUCACAAAGUACCCCACCGUCUGGUGUAAGAAAAGCACAAAGAGAUAUUUCAGUAAUGUCUCCAAAGCAGACAGAUUCAUGUGCCAACUUUCAGAAGAAAGAAUAUAUGAAUGCAGAUCAUCAGAGAAGAACUGUUACAUCAUCUCCUAGUGCUAAUAAAAUUGUUGUUAUGCGUAAUGUGGAAGAUGGUUCCUGCACUCCUCAAAAAAGGCAGUUAGUUUCUCAUUCAGCUUGCACUGGGACCCCACCAAGACGAGGAACUUCACCAGAAGUUGGAACACCUCGGAAGUCAGCUCCUGGUACACCACAUAGAAAACCAGUACAAAACAAAACGGGUGCUGGCACCCCUAAGGUCAGCCUGUCCCUUACUAGUGGCAUCCGAGAGAAUAGAUCUGCACAGCAGAGCAUACCGGUACCAAGAACUCAACUGUUUGUGGCAUGUACAGGCUUUCCAAGGCCACUUGCAGCAAAAAUUAAGCAAUUGCUCACAUCACUUGGCAUAAAAUAUUGUGAUCGUGUUGGCCCAGAAACGACACAUGUUGUUGUUCGGCCAAAUUCAUCUGGUCUUCCAGAAAAAACUUUGAAGUAUUUGCAAGCAGUUGCUGCAGGGAAGUGGGUUGUUGGCCCUGGUUGGAUUGACCAGACAUGUAAGAACCGCUGUCCUGCUCCAGAGGAACCAUACGAACUUCCAGAUUGCCUUGGAGGCAGCGGACCACGUAAGUCACGGCUGGCAUCCACUCCACUCUUCCAUGAUUUUGUUUUCUGCUGUGUUGGACCAUUCAGUGCUACUGCUGUUGAUGACCUUAAGGAGUUGCUGUCAUUGACUGGUGCAUUAGUGGUAGAGAGCCCUCAUCAAAUGAAGACCCGGCCUCAGUCACGGCACGUCAUCUUGGCUGAGGAAGACCCAGCAAGAGAAGGCUUCUUUGCAGAACUCUUCAGACAGUAUGGUAUAGCACCAGUUUCACUGGAUUGGGCCCUAGAGUGCAUCUCCUGCCACAGCCUCAUAUCAGUACUUGGAUCACUGCUUGCACCUGUAACUCGUGAACAACUGGCAGGCCCUCCGAUAAGUUUUCCGCCAGAAUGUCUACUUAGUGAAGAAGAGGAGGAUGAUGAUGAAGAGGAAGAAUGUGAUGAUAACAACAGGUAGCAGAACUGAAGUCAUAUAUUGAGUUUGUCAUAUGAAUUUACAGGCCCACGAAUUUCUACAAAACUGUGCAAUUGCAUUAUGUUGCCUGGUGUGAAUAUAGAUUUAUAUAAAUAUUUUUUUAAUACUGUAAAUAAUGUUUUAUAGGCAUUAAAGGUACAAAAUACUGUGUGUUUUCUUGUGAAUAACGGGAGUACCUUUUUAUUACAUUAUUAGGUGACCACAGUAGCAAUAAAAAUAUGGACUCUUGGUCUGUAUUUGUUUCAUUUAUGUGGUAUUUGUUUAGUUGUAAACUGGUCUAGAACAUUAGAAUCUUGUGAUGUAACUUGGAUAGAAAUGAACCGAAUCAUGAUUACUUCAAUUUGAAUUGUCAUCCUUUCCAAAAGAGAAUCAGUAUGGUUUUUAAGUUCCUGUUUGAACUGCAAUGUUUAUAAUGUUCAUUGCAAUACUGUAUAUCUGUACAUAGAAAUGACAUAAAUUUGUAUAGUAUAUUUUCUACGUGCAACUCUGAGGAAUGGAGUAA
Schistocerca serialis cubense is the source of this 6140-nucleotide messenger RNA. Its product is annotated as breast cancer type 1 susceptibility protein homolog. Lineage: Eukaryota; Metazoa; Arthropoda; Insecta; Orthoptera; Acrididae. Bases 104 to 5620 code for a protein of 1838 amino acids. The record is from RefSeq and is a predicted model, not a curated record. Gene Ontology annotation, cellular component: BRCA1-BARD1 complex; plasma membrane; BRCA1-A complex. The transcript has 16 exons. Gene Ontology annotation, biological process: positive regulation of transcription by RNA polymerase II; negative regulation of fatty acid biosynthetic process; double-strand break repair via homologous recombination. Gene Ontology annotation, molecular function: ubiquitin-protein transferase activity; zinc ion binding; DNA binding.